This is a messenger RNA of Rhizophagus irregularis DAOM 181602=DAOM 197198, 489 nucleotides long. The record is from RefSeq and is a predicted model, not a curated record. Lineage: Eukaryota; Fungi; Glomeromycota; Glomeromycetes; Glomerales; Glomeraceae.
AUGGCAUCAAAGUUGUCGAACGUAUUACACAAGGAAUAUAAUACUAUUCUUGAAUCUACAGAAUUUUAUGAUACUGAAAUCUUAAUUGCUAUAUAUAUAGCAGUAAUAUUGACCUUUCCCAAGAAUAAUAUCAAAACAACAAAUGUUAAACUUUUAAUUGCUGCUGAUGAACUGUGUCUUGGUGAUCUAUGCAAUUUUAUUGAGAAAUAUUUCCUUGAAAACAAAAGAUUAUUAGAACAAAAUCUGGUUUUAAUUCAGGAUAUUACGACAAAAUUUUCUCAAUUUAAAGAAUUAUCCCGUUUCUAUAAAAAGGCCAUCCGAAGAGAUCCUUCAUUAAUCUUUAAAGCAAAUAGGCUUAUGGAAUGGUGUAUUGCACAAUCAUCUGAACUAUUACUAUCUGAUGCAUCAAAUUGGACACCUAGUGAAAUAGAAAUAAUUGAAGAAGAAGAAGAUGAUGAUGAUGAUAGUGAAAUGACGGAUCAAUAUUAA